AGGAUUCUUGCUGCUGAGGCUCUUUUUUGUGUCAAUUUGACCUGUUCUUGAGCGAGAUGGCUGCGUUUGUGCAAGCUCAGGCGGAAAGUGCGGUCGCACAGGCCAAUAGCUGGCUCGCCGCCGCUGGGGUGGAUGCCAGUAUCCCAGCGCCACCCGAGCAAUUUGGCCUCUACGCCGGGGCUGUUGUGGCCGGCUACGGCCUAUACCGCGCUGGAAAUGCCCUCUUUUCAGGCCGUGACGAGCUGCUGAUCCCGCUGCCCGUGGAGGCCAGCGAGGACUGGAAACCCACUCAGUUCCUCAAGGAUGCGGCUCCUCAGGAUCCCCUCAACGCCAAUGUCAUUCGUACUUACGACAAGUUCACUCACGCCGUCCUCGGUUCUGGUGCCGUCCCUGUAUGCAGCCCCGCUGAUGUUCGCGAGGCCGUUGCCAAGGCGCGUGUUGCUCAGCGCCAAUGGGCCCAGACAAACUUCGAGGAGCGCCGCGAGGUGCUGCGCUACAUGCAAGAUUACAUCACUGCCCACCAGCGCGAGAUUUGCGUCAUUGCCUCCCGUGACACAGGCAAAACUCUCGUCGAUGGCGCCUUUGGUGAGGUCUUGGUGACUUGCGAGAAGAUCAGCUGGACACUUCAGCACGGCGAGCAGGCUCUGCGUACCGAGUAUCGUAAAACCGGCAUGAUCAUGUCACACAAGACGGCUCGCGUCGAGUACAUCCCCCUGGGUGUGAUGGGUGCCAUCAUCCCCUGGAACUACCCCUUUCACAAUCUGUUUGGCCAGAUCAUCUCCGCCAUCUUUGCGGGCAAUGCCAUCGUGGUCAAGGCGUCCGAGUAUGCCACCUGGUCUUCGCUGGCCUACCUUCGCAUCGUUCACACCAUCCUGGACCACUUUGGCAUCGAUCGCAACCUGGUCCAAAUCGUCACUGGUUUUGGGCCCACGGGUGCCGCCCUGGUGGAAUCGGGCGUGGACAAGCUUGUUUUCAUUGGAUCGCCCGGCGUGGGCAAGCUGGUCAUGAAGGCCGCUUCCAACAACUUGACACCCGUGGUGCUGGAGCUCGGUGGCAAAGAUGCCGCCAUCAUCUGCGAGGACUGCGACUUUGAUCAAGCCGUCAACUUGGCUCUGCGUGGUACCUUUCAAAACUGUGGCCAGAACUGCAUUGGUCUGGAGCGACUCAUCGUCCACGAGGGCGUGUAUGACAAGAUGGUGGCGACAUUGGCACCCAAGGUUCAAGCGUUGGUGCAGGGCUGCCCAGCCGACGGCGACGUUGAUUGCGGUGCCAUGACCAUGGGUGUCGCCUCGGCCCAGAAGAUUGAGGAGCUGGUGCAGCGUGCUGUUGCUCAGGGUGCUCGCUGUUUGGCGGGAGGUAUGAUGCACCAAGGACAACAAGGUGUGGCGGGUUACAUGACCCCAACCCUCUUGGUGGACGUGACCCCGGACAUGGACAUCGCUCAGCACGAGGUCUUCGGCCCCGUCAUGACCGUCAUGAAGGCGCGCGACGAUGCCGAUGCUGUUCGCAUUGCCAACUCGGUCGAGUAUGGUCUUGGCUCGUCUGUUUUCUCCCGCAACUAUGCACGUGCAGAGCGCAUUGCUAAUCAGCUGACGACUGGCAUGUGCAACAUCAAUGACUUUGGCGUCAACUACCUGUGCCAAGCACUGCCCUUUGGCGGCGUCAACAUCUCCGGCUUUGACCGCUUUGCGGGCGUGGAGGGUCUGCGCGGUUGCUGCCUGAUGCGCUCCAUCACCUCGGACCGCUUCCCCGGCGUUCGCACCAACAUCCCGCCGCCGCUGCAGUAUCCGGUCAAGGCAGCUGGGUUUGCCUUUUGCGAGUCUCUGGUCAACCUCUUUUAUGCCGACUCGCUCUGGACCAAGGUCAAGGCGGCCUUCAACCUUGCCACCCUCUAGUUUGCCUGCGCACUGGAAGUGGUCUCUCCCGCAUGGUGUACAUGCGUUUAGAGCGCGUGUGCGUUCGCUGUCAUGAUUUCCUUGAACGAUCCCAGCACCUACUGAUCCCCAAACUCGCUCGACUGCGAGCUCUCGACAUUUUGCCCUUGUGGCACGGCGUUUCUUCUCCGCCAUUCCGAAUUGAUUUCCGAGCCUC
Monosiga brevicollis MX1 is the source of this 2091-nucleotide messenger RNA. RefSeq lists its product as uncharacterized. Gene Ontology annotation, molecular function: aldehyde dehydrogenase (NAD+) activity. Lineage: Eukaryota; Choanoflagellata; Craspedida; Salpingoecidae. The coding region runs from base 57 to 1895 and encodes 612 amino acids. The transcript is spliced from 13 exons. The record is from RefSeq and is a predicted model, not a curated record.